Messenger RNA from Alosa alosa (allis shad), 1896 nucleotides. It is a transcript of the gene gal3st3, whose product is annotated as galactose-3-O-sulfotransferase 3. Gene Ontology annotation, cellular component: membrane. Gene Ontology annotation, molecular function: galactosylceramide sulfotransferase activity. Gene Ontology annotation, biological process: glycolipid biosynthetic process. NCBI's taxonomy places the organism in Eukaryota, Metazoa, Chordata, Actinopteri, Clupeiformes, Clupeidae. The record is from RefSeq and is a predicted model, not a curated record. The transcript is spliced from 4 exons. The coding region runs from base 336 to 1592 and encodes 418 amino acids.
UUGGAGCACCGUUGACAGUGCCGACCUGGCAAGCACAACGCACUGUAGCUCACACGAGACGCUGUCGCCUCCCGCAAGACAAUUGUCCAAUCCUUCUAUUUCGGUAGCCUAUAGCGCUCCAAAAGUCCUCUACUCUUGUUGUUCUUUAACAUUAGUUUGAACGGGGAAAGUCGGGAGAUUUCAGGUUUGACUGCAGAUAGGACGCCGGUGAGACGACCACAAACCCAGCCGUCCGCUGAGGAUAACGGCAGUUCAAUCAAUCUCCGCGCUGUCGCGACAUGACAAAGGUACAGUGACACAGAGCUACAGCGAGAGAGAGAGAGAGAGAGAGAGAGAUGUCUCAGAAGAAGAUUUUCCUGGUUUUGGUGGCUGUCAGCACAGUCAGUCUGCUUCUUCACCGGGGAGGUCAUCUUAACUGGACCAUGUCGGCCUUCAGUUUGGGAUGCUCCUCGCUUCCCCUGAGCUCGUGGCGUCUCACCAAUGCCGGCGGCGGUUUCGGCCUCACAAUGACAGCGCCUGGUAAGCCCAAGCACACCAGCGUGGCCUUCCUGAAGACGCACAAGACGGCCAGCAGCACGGUGCAGAACAUCCUGUUCCGCUUCGCCGAGCGGCACAACCUGACCGUGGCGCUGCCCGUGCCCUCCUGCGGCCACCAGUUCUGCUACCCGCACAUGUUCAGCGGCCGCUUCGUCCACCCGAACACGGUCCCGCCGGACAUACUGACCAGCCACAUGCGGCUCAACGUAGGUGAGAUGCGGCGGCUCAUGCCCAACAGCACGCGCUACGUGACCAUCCUCCGCGAGCCGGCGGCCAUGUUCGAGUCGCUCUUCAGCUACUACAACCAGCAUUGCCAGAGCUUCCAUCGUGUGCCCAACGGCUCGCUCGAGGAGUUCCUCCGCCAUCCGACGCGCUACUACCGUGCCGAGGAAAAGGACUCCAUGUACGCGCGCAACACGGUCGCCUUCGACCUUGGCGGCGACAAGGACCAUCAGCCGGCGGGCGACGGCGAGUAUGUUCAGGGGUUUGUCACGCGCAUCGAGUCGGUCUUCUCGCUGGUGAUGAUCGCCGAGCACUUUGACGAGUCGCUGGUGCUUCUGCGCCGGCUGCUCAACUGGGAGCCCGAGGACGUGCUGUACCUGAAGCUCAACAUGCGCACGGAGGAGUCGCGCCUGACGCUGCACGGGCCGGUGCCGGCCCAGAUUCGGGCGUGGAACUGGCUGGACAGCGCACUCUACGACCACUUCAACGCCACGCUGUGGCGUCAGCUGGAGCAGAUGGGCCGGCCGUGCGUGGAGCGCGAGCUGCGGCUGAUGCGCCGCGCGCAGGAGUCCCUGGUGCGCGAGUGCUUCGGCGAGGACACGCCGCCGCUGCGCUCCAGCAUGCAGAUACGCAACAAGGACCUGCGGCCAUGGCAGCCCAGCAGCAAAGUGGCCAUCGUCGGCUACGACCUGCCGGUUAACGGCUCCGGGGCCGCCGCCACCACGGCAAAAGACAUGUGCGUGAAGAUGGUCAUGCCAGAGGUGCAGUACUCACGGCUGUUGCUAAGGUCACAGAUGAUACGAUACCGGCGCACUCACCCACACCCGCACUGACCCCCAGCCGCCCCCUCCCCCCACACACACCCCGUGAUAAAUUUACAAACACAUAAAUAUAAACAAGUAUAGAAAAGCACAGACCUCUGGUGAAGGCCUCCGAGGGACAGGCAGACCUCUCCUGGGAUCACUCCGACAUGGACCGGAAAUCACUCUCUAAGAUCAAGCCCCCGAUUUGAACUCUCAGUUAUUCCUCCUUCAAGGGACAAGUGAAACAAUUACCCAGAAUUCCCUGCCUUCACCUCAAGAGGAAGCUGCUUCAAAUACCUUGAUUCCCCUAAAGAUACUAAAACAUGGAAAGAUU